Messenger RNA from Suillus clintonianus, 941 nucleotides. RefSeq lists its product as uncharacterized. The record is from RefSeq and is a predicted model, not a curated record. The transcript has 4 exons. NCBI's taxonomy places the organism in Eukaryota, Fungi, Basidiomycota, Agaricomycetes, Boletales, Suillaceae. The coding region runs from base 251 to 847 and encodes 198 amino acids.
AGAUACUAAGUGCAGUUCGGUACAGUACUUGGUCGUUUUGAUGCCUGGUCACACUUACUUGUUAUGGACAACUUCUCUAGUCGAAUCGAUUGGAAUAAUAUCAUAGCAAGUUCAGAUUGCAUAUACUCGUGUCCACGCUUGGCUGCAUCCCUGAUAUAUUGGAGUGAUAGUAUUAAGUUGCAAAUCGUGAGGAACUUGCCGGUGUGCAUUGUGUCACUUUGGCACACAUUAUCUCCUCCCCAUCCCCCGGAUGAAUUUCCCCAAUACCUGGAACCGCACACCCACGCCAGAUCAACUUGUGGCCAACCAGGAUGUCCACGACGAUGACCUGUAUCGCACUUUCUCAAACCCACCCGGCAGUCUCUUUUGCGCCACCGACAUGCGCUCAAUGGCAUAUUUAAACACGGCAGCAGCGGAUCAUCAGAUAUCGAGCACCAAGUUAGUUUGCUCCUUCUCUUCCUUACAGGGGAAUAACACCGUGACUAGUCAUCCUACUCCACCCACUGUUGGCUCGUGGACAUCAAGCAACUCAUCGAGUAGUACUGAUCACAACCACGGCAACUUCACAGAGGGUCGAUAUUCAACACAAUCCAUUUCUGCUUCCACUUAUCAGACCUUAGACAUGCCACCAUCGCAAAGUGCCUACCCCUACUCUAUCACCGCCAAUGUGCUUUCAUCUGUCCCGGAUUAUGAUCCCUGGCAUAACCCACCAACCCUUCACAGCAUCCAGCACUACAACCCAGAAUUAAGAGGUGCCAGCAUCAGGCACUCUUAUUCUCCUGUAUUGAGAAGCGACGACUCGUCGCCGUCAACAUCCCAAAAGUUUGUUCUUCGUUACCAUUCAUAAAUAGCUGUUUUCUCAUAAUCGCCGUCAUGCAUGAAGGGUCUAUCCAAAUGACCACCCUUCGCGGUCCACCACUUCCUCACAACAUACCGCAAAU